AUGAUAGGGAACGUAGCCCUGCAGGGGAGUGGGACUAUGAUAGGUAACAUAGUCCUGCAGAGGAGUGGGACUAUGAUAGGGAACAUAGCCCUGCAGAGGAGUGGGACUAUGAUAGGGAACAUAGCCCUGCAGAGGAGUGGGACUAUGAUAGGGAACAUAGCCCUGCAGAGGAGUGGGACUAUGAUAGGGAACAUAGCCCUGCAGAGGAGUGGGACUAUGAUAGGGAACAUAGCCCUGCAGAGGAGUGGGACUAUGAUAGGGAACAUAGCCCUGCAGAGGAGUGGGACUAUGAUAGGGAACAUAGCCCUGCAGAGGAGUGGGACUAUGAUAGGGAACAUAGUCCUGUAG
Messenger RNA from Coregonus sp. 'balchen', 348 nucleotides. The record is from the annotation of a GenBank genome assembly. NCBI's taxonomy places the organism in Eukaryota, Metazoa, Chordata, Actinopteri, Salmoniformes, Salmonidae.